CCACAACCCACUCUGCCGUCUCACUUGACUACUAACAAGUUAUCUCUCUUUACCACCCUUUCCCGCAGCUACCCAGGCUGGUCCUGGUUGAUACUCGACAUUCUCUUUUCUUUGCAUCCAUUGCUGCUUGGACUUGGUGCAUCUCUCUCCUCCCCUUUGUCACGGCAUCCCAGGACCAUGUCCACUCGAUCACCGAUAGCGGUUUCGCAUCGUCCGACGUAAAUGGUGACCACUUUCGGCUGCGACACACCCUUCGAACUUCUGUACAAACUGCAUUUGGGUUUGCGCUCUAUUGAAAAUGUCUCUCCUUCACAAUGAGGAUUUCACGAUAUGGCAACUGCGCACUUCUUAUCUUUCAACCAUAAAAGAUGGUAUCGGUGACCGCCUCAUCAACGUUAACAACACUGUGCUCAAUACUCCCGGUUUCCGUGCGGCUGGUUGGUCUUCCGCCGCCGCCAACCCUAACACCCAGACAGCCGCUGCUCAUAUCAAACGGACAUACUCUCCUCCAAUACCCCUCACAACAGCAGUCGCCUCGGAAUAUUAUCAACUUGGCAUCGCGAGAGAUGCCAAUGAGUCGUCCAGACUUGGAUUAGGGGAGGAUGGCGAGGACGACGAGGGGGGAAUGGUAACAGGCAAGAGCAACAUGGAGGUUAUUGGGAGACGAAAUAUCAGGGGGAAACGCACGCACCGGAGAGAUCGUCAGCAGAAUGACCAACUAAAACAACGAGAAGCCGAGGAAGACGAUAGCAGUGAUUUGAGUGACGAGAGCGACGAUGAUGGGGAUAGCGCUCCGAGUGGUGCCAGCCAAAUCAAGUUUCCUAAGCUGCCAAUCCGUACAAGGGCCGGAUCAUCUCCUAUACGUUCCAUUGAUCGCCAGGAAGACCCGCAGGUCAUGGUCACAUCCCCAUCGCAUCCUACGAUGGGCACCCAUUAUCGCACAGGUUCAUUGGGAACUGCUGUUAGUAGUGUCAAUGAACGACCUCGUCGGGAUACAACUACGACAGCCAGUAGUGACCUCUCAUCUGACAACGAUCUUGGUUCAUCGCUGUUCAAGAGGAGACAGAUACAGUUUUCCGGCCAAGAUCAAGUCAUAGAACUCAGAAGGUACAGACACGGGACUGGAAACAGGGAUCUUGAAGAAUUGGAUGAGCAGGCAGAGGACUCCGGUGCAGAGUCGGUGGGAUCGGCUCUUUCGUCGGAUUUUGACGCUACUGCUGGGUCGACAUCGCUUUUGGAAAAUGUUGGUAUUACUGGUAGCCUGAAUUCCUCCUCUCCAAUUGCUUUGAUGCACAAAUUGCAAAACGGGGCGGGAUCACAGACUGCAUCUCCACGAAAGUCCCGGGCUCCUGCUCCGGAGUUGCAGGACCUCCCGCCACCUCGUCCUAUCAGCACGGUACAGCCUGUGAGUCUGCUCUCGAAGGCCCUCAAUGCGCGCAAGCAAGCGCCUACCAACCCAGUCGAGAAGUUUGCAGUACUUUCCGGCAAAGGUCUGACCGAUGCGCUAAAUGUCAAAUUGUACCUGCCAUUCUCUACUGAUCCUGAUGAGCCAUUGGAACUGCCAAUCGCCCGGGAGUCGAAGCUAGCGGAGCAGCCAGCCCCAGUUACAGUCGUCGAAACCAUUGGAUUGGCUCUCUGGCGGUACACAGAGGAGGGCCGCGAACCGCCCAUUGAUCGAAGCAAGCUUACUGUAAACAUGUGGACGCUACGCAUGGUGGAAGAUGGCGAAGUCGAGUACGACUUUCCCCCACUGGGCCGUACAUCAGCAAUCACCGAUUUUACCUCGAAUAACAAUCGGGGAGCUGGCCGCCGGACCCGAGGAAAACAAUACGAUGAGUUUGCUCUUGUCGAAGCGUCCAGUGCUGAAUUUGAAGAAAACGAACGUCUCUUUCCCAUGUUCAGUCUGGCACCAUCCUCGGAGGACAGUACUGCUGAUGUCCCUGCCAGUGCGCCUGCACCAGAAAGUCAGCCACUGCCACAGGCUAAGGCUCCUCGCCCAAACCCUAUUCUCGGCCAGCCCUUCUCCUCGGCCCUCAACGACAAUACAUUGACACCUGCCGAUCGGCCAGCCGUGCCUACGUCUCACGCUACGCCUCGCAUGGGGGUCUCUAAAACGUUGAAGAUUCGAUACACGAAUGUGGAAGCCUCAACACAAGUGAUGACGCUUAAUACUUCCACUGACAGCUACAUUGCCGAGAUCCUUGAUUCCGUGUGCAAACGAUGGGGCCUUGAUAAGGGCAAUUAUCUGUUAAAGGUUAUGGGAUCUAGUACAAUUGCGCCGUUGGAUCGGACAGUGGAAGCUCUAGGCAAUUUCACCGAUCUAGACCUCGUGCGUCGGCGCUUUGGCCCUCAAUUGACCGGGUCUCCUGGCAGCUCCUCGCCAAAUGCCCCCCUUCUCAUCGACAGCAAUACUGCUCCGGCAAAGAAGGGCAAGAAGAGCGGCCAACGCAUGCUCCACCCGCUCACGCAGAAGCAAGACCUCGCGGGGGGCUACUACCGACGAUACUACGUCUGGCGCAAACAAUCUAUGUCAUUUACGCAGUCUAACCAUCGGGUUUUGACGUUUGACAAUGACUACAUGCAUAUCAUGCCGGCGGAUACAGGCAAGACGGUCUCCGACACGAAGACACGGUCGAUCAGCUUCAACGACGUGGUGGGAUGCAAAGUGAGUCGACGACACCCUAAGAAUUUCCGGGUGGUUGUUUUGCGCGGCAAUGAUGCCAAUGAACAGAAACGGUAUGACUUCGAGGCACGCAAUGCGCUCGAGGCGGUGGAAAUUGUGGAUGAGAUCAAGAAGAACAUGGCGCACUAUCGUAUUUAGGCAGGGAGCCUUCCUAUUUGCAUUCAAUGCAUUCUUGUACUGGGGAUGAAACAGCAUUCUGGGAAUGGAGUGUGCCGCGGGCGUUGAUUUACAGUAUUUGGUGUUCUUCGCUGUGGGUGGGAGGUGCUUUUGCUACUCAAUUCCGCCUGGAUGGCAUGCCAAGCACAGUACUAGGGUUAACAUAU
Messenger RNA from Aspergillus saccharolyticus JOP 1030-1, 3006 nucleotides. Its product is annotated as Sin1 family protein. Gene Ontology annotation, biological process: TORC2 signaling. Lineage: Eukaryota; Fungi; Ascomycota; Eurotiomycetes; Eurotiales; Aspergillaceae. Bases 299 to 2821 code for a protein of 840 amino acids. Gene Ontology annotation, cellular component: cytoplasm; plasma membrane; TORC2 complex. Gene Ontology annotation, molecular function: phosphatidylinositol-4,5-bisphosphate binding. The record is from RefSeq and is a predicted model, not a curated record. The transcript is spliced from 3 exons.